CCACCUCUACCUUUGUAAACUGUGGUUCAGUCAACAUUGGGGCAAUGUCAUUUUCACAAUCAUAACAGCAUAAGCUGAGAUCGGGCCGAAAGCAGUCUAUGUUCUAGCUUGUAUUUUGAAUCGAGUAACGAUGAAAAGUUUUGAGAUAUGUUAUAGAUACAAAUUCUUAAAAGCAAAAUUCUGUAUGUUAGACAGUGCUUUUAUACCUUAUUUUUCGCUGCUGAUGCACUUAUUUCUAUGAGGCGAGUAUAUUCAAAUUUUUGAAGUGCGACAACGGUUUUAUAAAUUGUAAAUGAUAAGUUCAAAUUAUUUGUUUUUAAAGCAUUACCUGUGUAUGUCACUCUGUACAUAUUAUAAAUCAUGAGUUUCUUGCAAAAAACAGCUAUUAUCACAGGAGCUACAAGGGGUAUUGGUCUUGAUAUUGCGAAAAAUUUCGCCAGUCAAGGGGUGAAAACCAUAUUGAUCGGCCGUGAUCCAGAUCGAGUCCGACAUGUUGAAGAUCGAUUUCGACAGACUUACAAGACCGAAGUUCAUGAAGGCGUUGUUCUGGACGUAUCAGACAAAGGCCAAAUAGAGAGUGUUUUAAAACCCAUAUUGGCUAGAACCCAAAUAGAUUAUUUAAUAAAUGCGGCAGGUGUAUCAAGGGAUGGAUUAUUGAUUCAAUUGAAAGACCGAGAUCUCCAAGAGACAAUCAACACCAAUUUGUUAGGAACAAUACGAUUAACCCAGCAUGUUAGUAGAUCCAUGAUAAAGAACCGGAAAGGUGGAUGUAUUAUCAAUAUUGCCAGUGUCGUGGGUGGUGUCUUUGGCGGCAACAUCGGUCAGACAGUCUACAGUGCAUCGAAAGCAGGCAUUGUGGGCUUUACGAAAUCUGCCGCAAAAGAAUUAGGUGCUUACCAAAUACGAGUGAAUGCGAUUGCACCUGGAUUUAUUGAUACCGAUAUGACAAAAUCAUUAUUGCAAGAUGAGAGUAAACGAGAAAAGCUGUUAAGCUCUAUUCCCUUGAAACGUUUUGGAACGGUAGAAGAUGUAUCAUUAGCAGCCUUAUUUAUUGCACAAUCAAUGUACAUGCAUGGCCAAGUUUUAACAAUAGACGGUGGUUUGACCUUGUAAACCAAUAAAUGAACGGAAUAACAAUUUAUCCCUCCGUCUCUCAUCAUCACUGCUCUCUAUUCUGAUUUAUCCGCUUCAUUCUUUUUAUUCACGUUCCUACUUUUUUUUUUUUUAUCAGAUUGCAUUAUUGUCCGUGCUUUUUUCUUUUUCUAGGCCUUCUUUCUUUUCCCUGUGUGUCUAUGUGUGUUUGUGUGUUACAAUUCCUAUUUUACCAUUUUUCUGCAUAAAAUAGAUUUUAAUUCAAAGUGGCUCAAAAACAUAACAGUAACCCUUUCAGGGAUAAUUCCAAUAGCAACGAUGAAGAUUGGGACGACUUCCAAUCGCCAUCCAACAUACAGUCAACAACCUUCAAUCCGUUUACUGACAAUAGCAGUCAGCAACCCAUCCUUCAACCCGAUAA
Molecule: messenger RNA, 1513 nt
Organism: Mycotypha africana
Lineage: Eukaryota; Fungi; Mucoromycota; Mucoromycetes; Mucorales; Mycotyphaceae
Product: 3-ketoacyl-reductase
Exons: 2
Coding region: 361-1113 (250 amino acids)
Molecular function (GO): oxidoreductase activity, acting on the CH-OH group of donors, NAD or NADP as acceptor
Source: RefSeq, a predicted model, not a curated record